Molecule: messenger RNA, 3587 nt
Organism: Spodoptera exigua (beet armyworm)
Lineage: Eukaryota; Metazoa; Arthropoda; Insecta; Lepidoptera; Noctuidae
Source: the annotation of a GenBank genome assembly
CGCUAAAUCUUGUGUUUAAUGUAGCUACUGGGUAUCAGUCUGUAGGCUUGUAGGCAAAGUAGUGGCAUUAUCAAAUAAAAAGAUUGGAUAAUUGCGUCUCGACGCGACGCGGUGCCGCAGAUAAAUAUAUCAGUCGAGUUGUGAGCGGCGGACGGUCGCCGUCUGCGUGCGUACACAUGUAUCGCUCGAACUGCGUCCUUUCUUGCGAUAUUUUUAAAUAGAACUAUGUACCUUCAUGUGUUUAAAUAACCGCGUAAUUAUUGAGAAGACAUUACAAAGCAGUGACAUAAUUAAAAUCAGUUUUAUGAAUAGUUUUCUUAUUUAAAUAAAGGUGUUAAAUUCAAAAACAUGCCUAAAGAGAAAAGUUUUAGAUCUCCCCAAAAACUGUGGGAAUCUGUGUCUUCUAAAUCUGUUCACAUAGUUGAAGGGCUUUUUUUCAAACUUGGUGUGACAGUGGCAAGACAUCCAUGGAAGACAGUAAUUUUAACAUUCAGCUUUGUGUUGCUGAGCUGUGUUGGACUACUCAGAUUUCACAUAGAAAAAAAUCCUAUGAAUUUAUGGGUACCUCCAGAAUCUGACUUUUACUAUGACACAAACUGGUAUAUUGACACAUUUGGUACCGGAUUCAGGCUUCAAAAAGUAAUUAUUACCGCAGAUAAUGUCCUUGAACCUGAAAUUUUAUCUGCAGUCAACAAUAUCACAAAGAAAAUUAAUUCAAUACAAGUAAAAUAUAAGGAUGAAGCAUAUUCUUUGAAAGAGUUGUGUUAUAAAGUUCCCAUUGUGAAUUUUUAUAAUGCUGGUCGAGAUAAAAGGUCCUUGGAUAUGUUACCUGAAACCAGUGCUCAUUCAAAUACAAGUGCUAGUGGUGAUAGUGAUUUCUCAGACCCAACUCUUUGGGUUAAUGAUGAAUUUUAUUGUGAUUUCUUAGAAAGUUUUCAAUUUACAUGUUAUCGGCUCAAUAUUUUGGAUUUAUGGAAAAAUAAUCAAGAAGAAAUAAAUCAAGCCACCAAACAUGAUAUUGUAGAAAAAAUAAACAAGAUCAAAGUGAACCCCACCAGUGGUCACCCCUAUGAUUACACAAAACUUUUUGGUGCUAUGAAAUAUGAUGAACAUGGUGAUAUUAUUUCUGCUGGGUCUAUAAUGUUGACCUGGUUCACUCAAGUAAAUAUGACUAGUAUUGAUGUCAAUGAGGUGGGUAAUUUAGUUGGUACUGAAGACUGGGUAUCUGUUCCACUAGCUAUGUGGGAAAGUGAAUUUUUAGAUUUAAUGGAGUCUAUUUCUCAUAAUUAUUCUGAUAUUAAGUUGUACUAUGAGGCUGGGAGAAGUUUUGCAGAUAUUAGUGGCAAAGCCAUGUUUGAUGAAUUAGAUAAACUAUUUUUAGGUAUCCUCUUAAUGUUUUUGUACAUCCAGUUUGCAUUAUCGCGAUAUAACUGGUUAGAAAUUAAGCUAACCUUGGGUAGUGUAGGCCUUUUAUGUGUAGGUUUAGCUUACAUAACUGCUGUAAGUUGGUGUUCUGUUCUUGGUAUAUCAUUUGGUCCAAUUCAUUCAUCUCUACCAUUUCUCCUCAUGGGUCUAGGAAUAGACGAUAUGUUUGUGAUGAAUGCUUGUUGGAACAAUUUACCUGAAUCAGCAGCUAAAAAAACGUUGCCCGUUAAAGUAGGCCUCAUGUUAAAACACGCCGGCGUGUCUAUCGUAAUCACAUCCUUUACAGAUAUAGUUGCUCUGCUUAUUGGUGCUAUUACGAUUCUUCCGUCGUUGAAGUCCUUUUGUGUUUACGCCGCUACGGGCGUAUUUUUCAUAUUUUGUUUUUCAGUAACAUUUUAUGUGGCAGUUUUCACGCUAGAUUUGAAAAGAAUUGAAGAUAAUAGAAACGGAAUUCUUUUCUGCUAUCAACAUAAAAAGCAAAUAAGAAUUUCAGAGAGUAAAACUAUAUUUCAAUCAUUUUUAGAACACUUUUACAAACGUGUCGUAUUUACAAUUCCCGGCAAAAUCAUCGUUAUUUUAUUCACUUUAGCUAUUACCGGUUUUAGCAUUCAAGCUAUUCUUCACUUGGAGCAAAGGUUUGACCCGAAGUGGUUUAUUCCUGACGACACUUAUUAUAAAGAUUUUCUUGAUGCUAACGAAAUUUACUAUCCUGAAGAGGGAAACAUGGCCAUGGUAUUUUUAGGUGAAAUGAACUAUAACAAAGAAUUCAUUAAAAUACACGAUAUGAUUCAAGAGUUAAAAAAAGAGACAUACAUUUAUGAUGUAAGUUCUUGGGUGGAACAUUUUCAUCAAUAUGUUUUACAAAACUAUAAUCGCGAUCUCGUAAAAAAUGCUUCAGCAUUAACAGACCAAGAAUUUAAUAGACAUUUGUCAAGAUUUCUGUACAGCCCUAUUGGCGGCAGAUUUCAAGUUAACUUUAAAUUCUCUGAACCGUUCGCAUGUGGCAUUCCAGCUACACAAAUAAAGGCUUCAACAAUGCUUUUCAAUUUUGCUAAAUUUAGAGGUCCUGAAGAAUAUAUACCAGCCAUGAACCACGUAAGAAACAUUGUAAAGACCACAAAUAUAACAAGUGGCGAUGGGUAUCGUAGCGUUUGGUCUAAAGUAUUUGCAAAUUGGGUCACUGAUGAAAUAAUAGCAGUUGAAGUCGAAAGGAACAUAGAGCUGGCUCUACUUUGUGUAAUGCUUUGUACUGUAAUAUUGAUAACGAAUCUGCAAAUGUGUUUAUGGAUAUUUGUUUGUGUUUUAUUAACAAUUCUCAAUGUAUUAGGUUGUAUGCAAAGAUGGGGUAUGACUGUAGAUAUUGUGUGUUGCAUAGGUCUCGAGCUCGCGACUGGUCUAUGUGUUGAUUAUGCCGCUCACGUUGGCCAUACAUUUUUAACAUUGACAGAAGGCUCUAGUUCAGAAAGAGCUUUCAAAACAGUCACUUCUAUUGGAUCUGCGGUAAUGUUGGGCGGCGGCUCCACUUUCUUGUCAUUAUCUCUUCUUAGUAUGUCUAAAGCGUAUACUUUCCAAUCUUUCUUUAAAAUUUUCCUUUUAGUUAUAUUAUUUGGAUUGUUUAAUGGUUUAAUAUUUUUACCUGUGGGUUUGUCGUUAAUAGGGCCAGACGCGUACAAACCCAAGAAGCAUAAGAUUGCAGCUGAAAUGGUAGAGUUGAAUGGAAAUAAUGGGACCGUUGAAAAACAGUUAGAGGAUGGAUGAACUGGAUAUAUUUAAGCAAUUAAUGUGUUUAAUACUAACACGUGAUACUCAAUACAGUUAUAUGUGAUAACUAAGUAAUAUAACGUAAAAUGCAAUUGCGGAUCAGUGUCACAAUCGUAAACUGGAAAAGAUAUGUUGAAGUAUUCAUUCUUUAACUAGUAAUUUUUUUGAAUGAAAUAUUAGAAUUGCGAACACGUGAAAAUACCCUCACGUGCUUAUUUGUAUCGUUACGUGACUGUGUGUAUUAUAAUACACACAGUCACGUCACGUCACGUCUGGUACAAUUUAGAAAAUAAGUAGUUUAAGUAGGCCGUUGAUUUCAUUUAAAUGUAGGCAUUAAGUUCCUAUUCUAUACGAUACUUUAAUUUUUAAACUGUCUUAAGCCUCUAACAACUAAGGAUUAU